AUGGCCUACAGUGCUCAUCCUCAACUGCCUGCCAACACCGCGGUCCAUCCAAACACCUUCAAGAGUAGCUCUUCACCCGAACCCGCGGACUUUAAUGUGGCACAGCCCCGUGAAGGCAGGUCUCAUCGACGAGGCUAUCAAGCUUGCCAACGAUGUCGCGAGCGCAAGGUCAAGUGUGACCUAGGGAGUGUUGAUGCCCCGGCAGAUCCCCCCUGCAAGCGGUGCCUGCGCGAGCGUCUGCAGUGCGAAUUUGCGCCGACAAGGAAGAAACAGAAGAAGUCAGACGGCACCGCGAGAGCGGUUUCUGAAACAUUUGACAAUGGUGAAGGAUCGGCUAUAAAUAAUAAUGGCCUGUCCCCCUAUGUCCUUCCACAGGGAUCCCGGACGUCUGCUUUUGGUCGUCAAUCUUGGUCACCUCAAAUGGCUCACAACCCCGGACCAUCAGUGACUUCACAACCGCGCAACGGCUCACAUCACUCUCAGAUUUCUUCCAUGUAUCCCGGAUCAACUGCGAACAAGCCGGCAUCUGACGUUCAGUUGCACAGCCAGGUAGCCGCAGCAACUCUGGGCGCUCCUGUGUCAAGCACUCAAGAUAGCAUCAUGCUUCUUGUCGAUGCUGCAAACGUCUUUGAAGAUGUCAGUCCAGGCGACAAAGACAGCCCGCUCUCUGAUCGAGGCGGACGGAAGAAGGCGAUUUCGAGCCUUGGUCAUGGCGGCCCUGAGGAACCUCCUGGUGUCGGCCUAUCCCCUACUGAGCAGGCGGAACAGGAAGCCGGUUUGAAAACCUGGUCGCAGAUGCGCUUUGUCCGCAACGGAUGGUUCACCGCUUGGGAAGCUAUGCAAUAUGUUGAAUAUUUCUAUGACCAGCUGGCUCCUAUGACUCCAGUCGUAUUUCCAGAUUUCAGAUCACCCAUUAAACACCACGUUCUGCUCGCUGACGAGCCCAUUCUAGCUCUGGCUAUCCUCGCCAUUGCUUCGCGUCAUAUGCCCCUCUCAGGUUACGCCGCAAUGUCUCGGUCAUAUCAGAUUCAUGACAAACUCUGGACUCACCUCCGCCGUCAGGUGGAACGCCUUCUCUGGGGCCAAGAACAAUUCGGAGGUGGGUUCUGCGGAGGCGGCAACAAUGCAAAAAUACACGAGUCUAACACAGGGCAAAUUACCUGGCAAGGUAGCCUGCGCACUUUGGGCACCAUCGAAGCUCUUCUGUUGCUUACCGACUGGCAACCACGUGCGCUGCAUUUUCCUCCCGGAGACGAAGAAAAUGGCCUUCUCGAUCACAGCCUUAUUAUAAAUAACGAAGCGAAUGCCCAGAGGUCUGUACAGCAAGAUGAGCAGAGAGGCACGAGGGACUAUGACAAUCUUCCUUAUGCGAGCUGGCUCGAACCUGCGUGGCGAUCUGACCGUAUGUCAUGGAUGCUUCUUGGUCUUGCUCAAAGUCUUGCAUUUGAACUGGGUGUUUUCGAUACGAACCACUUCUACUGCCGCCACCAGCAUGGACCCGAGUCGGAUUGUGCACGGAAGAGACGCAUUCGACGUCUGGUGCUUGUUUACGUUGCACAGACUAGCGGCAGAAUGGGCGUUCAGUCUUCUCUCAACGUCAACGAAUGGGAAACCGACGCAGUCUGGGACAAAAUCAGCCCGAAGCAAGACCAUCCAAUUGACAUCAUGCAAGGCUGCUGGGUGCAUGUGGCCAAGAUCAUGAACCAAGCAAAUCGGCAAAUCUUUUCGUCCCAUCAAUUCACAAGAGAAUUGACAACAACCGGAAGGUACAAGGAGGCCAUUGCUAACCUCGCCCCUCUACUUCAGCGUUGGAAAACCGAGUUUGAGAAGGUGAAACAUCAUAUUCACCCAGUCAUGCAAUGCAUCUUACUCAUGGAAUACGAAUAUGCUCGCCUGUACAUCAACUCACUCGGCCUCCAAAAGGUCGUGGAGUCAUGGGUAGAAGGCGGGGCAACUAUGCGGAAAGCUACCUUGCUCAGGAUUUCAGAAGAGAACAAGCCUUACAUUGACGAAGUCACUGAGGCUGCCCUCAAUAUUCUUAGCCUUGUCAUUGACGGCAUCGCCGCAAAAGGCUUCCUGAGAAACGCGCCUGUCCGCACAUACCUGCGCAGCUUGUCGGGCAUGAUGUUUACUCUGAAGCGAUUCAGCUUGGGCACCCAUGAAGGACUGGUGCGAAAGUGUCUCCAGCAGCUGGACCAAAUCACAGAGCUUUUGUCCAAAGAAGUUGUCGACGACGUGCACCUAGCCUCUUCAACGUCUCGACUCGUGCAAAACAUAGUUCGCAACGUGAAGCAAACAAUGAUUCGAGUCCAACACCCUGGCACCGGAUCUGCAGGUCCGAGCCGCGAACAGUCUCGUCCACAGUCUCCACAUCCCCACGGACCUGACGGCGCAAAUGAUCACUCGCAACAGCAGCAGCAGCAGCAGCAGCAACAACAGCAACAACAACAGCCUCAAGCCAACAAUUCAAUCCAACCAAAGCUCGAGUUCUACGUGAACGAUCCUCUCGCGGGAAUUCAAGCCAGACCAAUGGCGGACUUGGAUUCGCAGACAUUUGUGCCCCCUCCCAAUUUCGGCGGAGACCAUGACAUUGACUUUCCCUUACCGGAUGAUGUCAAUAUGGGCUCGACGAUGGCCGACCUUCCGGGCGGCGACUGGCUCGCACUACCACUUGACAACCUCUGGGGCAGUGACGAAGCCAUUGUCGACCAAGGAUUUGGUGGCAUUGGUCCGACGUUGGGUGGUCGAGACUUGCUUGAAGCAAUCACCAAUCGAAAUUACAGCCAGAUGCAGUGGGGCAGCCAUACGUUUGGGUAUGGAAAUAUGUGA
Messenger RNA from Cladophialophora bantiana CBS 173.52, 2829 nucleotides. RefSeq lists its product as uncharacterized. The coding region runs from base 1 to 2829 and encodes 942 amino acids. The transcript has 3 exons. Gene Ontology annotation, molecular function: zinc ion binding; DNA-binding transcription factor activity, RNA polymerase II-specific. Gene Ontology annotation, biological process: positive regulation of transcription by RNA polymerase II; aromatic amino acid catabolic process. The record is from RefSeq and is a predicted model, not a curated record. Gene Ontology annotation, cellular component: nucleus. NCBI's taxonomy places the organism in Eukaryota, Fungi, Ascomycota, Eurotiomycetes, Chaetothyriales, Herpotrichiellaceae.